AAUGAAAACAAAAACAGAAAAAGGAAGAGUUAGAAUUUGCUUUCUCUCUCUCGAUCCCUCUCUCUCAAAAUCGCUGUUCCUCUCUCACCCACCGCCACCGGCCGCCGCUCUCAAUCCCUCUCUCACUGCUCUCAAUCUCUCUCCCUCACCUCGCCGUAACGCCGUUCAAUCUUCCGCCGCAGCCGCACCACUGCUCAGCUCACCGCGCCGCACCACACCGCACCGCACUCACUCUUUCUCUUCGUCUCGUUUCAGUAAUCUGGGUCUGUGUACGGUGCGAUGAACGAAUUACAAAAGUCUCUGAUUCUGGAAUCUUCUUCUCGCUUCUUGAUUCCUCAAGGAGUGAAGGUAUCGUACGGUACUGCGGGGUUUAGAGAAGAUGCAUCGAUUCUAUCGUCGACGGUGUAUAGAGUUGGAAUUCUGGCAGCUCUUAGAUCGUUGAAAACACAGUCAGUGAUCGGAGUUAUGAUUACUGCUUCACAUAAUAAGGUUUCUGAUAAUGGUGUUAAAAUUGCUGAUCCGAGUGGAGGUAUGUUGUCUCAGGAUUGGGAACCUUUCGCUGAUGAACUUGCCAAUGCUCCUUCUCCUCAACAACUUCUCCAGUUGAUAACUGAAUUUGUUGAGAAAGAAAGGAUUCCAUUUGAUGGGGUCAGGCCAGCUGAAAUACUUUUGGGGAGAGACACGAGGCCAAGUGGAGAAGCUUUGCUUGAAGCUGCUAGACAAGGAGUCACUUCAAUUGUUGGAGCUGUUGCAUCUGACAUGGGAAUUUUGACUACUCCACAACUACAUUGGAUGGUUCGUGCUAGAAAUAAGGGAAUAAAAGCGUCAGAGCAAGAUUACUUUGAACAACUUUCCAACUCAUUCAGGUGCUUAAUGGAUUUGAUCCCGACUGGACAAAGCAAGUGUGAUGGGAUGAAUGACAAAUUGGUUGUGGAUGGAGCUAAUGGUGUUGGUGGAGCAAAACUUCAAAUUCUUCAUAAAUUGUUGAAUGUUUUAGAUAUUGAGGUUCGAAAUAGCAGUCAAGACGAAGGUGUAUUGAAUGAUGGAGUUGGUGCUGAUUACGUGCAGAAAGAGAAGGUUGCUCCGCGCGGCUUUGGUUCUAAAGAUGCUGGCAUAAGGUGUGCUAGUUUGGAUGGAGAUGCUGAUCGGCUUGUUUAUUUUUCAGUACUACCUGAAAGCAAUGCUCCAAUUGAUCUUGUUGAUGGAGACAAAAUACUGUCCCUGUUUGCUGUAUUUAUUAGGGAGCAACUAAGUUUUCUUAAUGAGAAAGAAGACAUAAAAAACUUCGAUAAAUCACGUCUUGGUAUUAUACAGACUGCAUAUGCAAACGGGGCUUCUACUAAUUACCUUAAACAUUUGGGACUCGAAGUCAAUUUAACUCCCACUGGAGUGAAAUAUUUACAUGAAAAAGCUGCUGAUUUUGAUAUUGGUAUAUAUUUUGAGGCAAAUGGCCAUGGAACUAUCCUAUUUUCGGAGACUUUCAUAGAGUGGUUAGAGGUCAGAAGUAACAAGCUUUCUUCAGGAUCCAAAGGUUCAGAAGCAGAAAAGGCUGCUUUGAGAUUAUUGGCAGUCAGUAAGUUGAUCAACCAAGCAGUAGGAGAUGCUUUGAGUGGAGUGCUCUUGGUGGAAGUCAUAUUGAAGCACAUGGGAUGGUCCAUACAUAGAUGGAAUGAACUUUAUCAUGAUUUACCGAGUAGGCAGCUCAAGGUUAAAGUUGCUGACAGAACGUCCGUAGUUACAGCCAAUGCAGAAACUGUGGUUGUGAGACCCCCUGGUUUGCAGGAAGCCAUCAAUGCAGAAACUGCGAAGUACACUCAAGGUCGAUGCUUUGUCCGUCCAUCAGGCACUGAGGAUGUUGUUCGUGUAUAUGCCGAAGCAUCAACUCAAGAAGCUGCAGAUACCCUAGCCAACUGUGUGGCUAAACUUGUGGACCAGUUCUUAGGGUGAAACAGUUCUUGACAUAUCUGUGUAAUAGUUCUUUCCAACCAUGGAGAUUUUCCAAUAAAUUCCUCCUGGCAUUAUCCUUUGAAUAUGAUUGGUGUUAAAUUUAUCUACAUGUUCACAAACUGUAUUUUUAUAAUCCGCCUUUUAAGUCCACUCAUAUUCAAAUGUACUUCCAUUCCAUGCAUAUCGUCUUAAGACUAUAAUGACAGUGACAACAUUCUUUUUGCCAAAUAUCCAAUAUCUGGAACUGGUUUUCUUACUUUUAAUAUAAUGUUUAGGAUUUACUGUA
Molecule: messenger RNA, 2233 nt
Organism: Trifolium pratense (red clover)
Lineage: Eukaryota; Viridiplantae; Streptophyta; Magnoliopsida; Fabales; Fabaceae
Product: phosphoacetylglucosamine mutase-like
Exons: 10
Coding region: 280-1947 (555 amino acids)
Biological process (GO): carbohydrate metabolic process; UDP-N-acetylglucosamine biosynthetic process
Molecular function (GO): phosphoacetylglucosamine mutase activity
Source: RefSeq, a predicted model, not a curated record